AUUUAACCCCGCAAAAGUGAAAAGCCUUACACAAAAAUAGCCUAAUCUUCUGUGUGGAACGGAGUGGAGUCUCUUCAAAGUUCAAAAACAGGGAGGGAGCUGAAACUAACGAGACAGGGAGCCUGGCAAAGUCGGGUGUGAUGAAUACCUUGUUUCACGCAUGUUCUGCUGCUAUAGUAUCGAAGACGAGCUGUCUUGUUGGGGGCCACUCGAUUUGCAGAUUUUUAGCACUUCCAUGGAAGGUGAGCUUCAGUCAAGCCGGGAUUAGAAGAGUUCAUUUAAACUCAUUUUCGGAAAGAGUUUACGUUAGGUCUUAUUCAUCUAAAAAGUCAAGUAGGAAUAGUUCUUGGUCACAAAAGUAUGACCAUGCUAUGUCGGGAAUGGAGGACGACGAGACAAAUGCUUUCUUUGUUGUUAGAAAAGGAGAUCUCGUUGGUAUCUACAAACGUUUGAGUGAUUGCCAGACUCAAGUUGGAUCCUCGAUAUGUGAUCCUCCCGUUAGUGUGUAUAAAGGCUAUGCCAUGCCUAAGGACACAGAAGACUACCUUAUCUCUCGUGGGCUUGAAAAUGCUCUUUAUACUAUCAGAGCCCAAGAUCUAACUGAAGAUCUUUUUGGCUCUCUGUCGCCAUGCCCAUUCCAGGAUGUUUCUCUAAGAAAGGAUGCCAAGUUAGAACAUGACAGUGAGCAAGCGCUAUCAUCAGGUCAGCGCUCUUGUACUCUUGAAUUUGAUGGUGCUUCUAAAGGAACCGGACAAGCGGGGGCAGGAGCUGUGGUCCGAGCUGAUGAUGGAAGUUUGACCUGUCGGCUUCGUGAGGGUUUGGGCAUUGCAACAUGUAAUGCAGCUGAAUAUCGAGCCAUUAUUUUGGGGUUAAACUAUGCACUUAGCAAAGGAUUUACUAGCAUUCGUGUUCAGGGUGACUCCAAACUUGUUUGUAUGCAGAUUCAGGGCCAUUGGAAGGUUAAAAGCCAAAACCUUUCAAUCCUGUGUGGGCAGGCAAAACAACUUAAGGAUAGAUUUCUUUCCUUCCAAAUCAUUCACGUUCUGCGGAAAUUCAACUCUGAUGCCGAUGUACAGGCAAACUUGGGCGUUGCACUUCCUGAUGGCCAAAUUCAAGAGGAGAUUGAAAACUAAUUACAUUAUUGCUGGAAAAAAAAAAACAAAAAA
Ipomoea nil (Japanese morning glory) is the source of this 1166-nucleotide messenger RNA. RefSeq lists its product as uncharacterized. Bases 141 to 1133 code for a protein of 330 amino acids. NCBI's taxonomy places the organism in Eukaryota, Viridiplantae, Streptophyta, Magnoliopsida, Solanales, Convolvulaceae. The transcript has 9 exons. The record is from RefSeq and is a predicted model, not a curated record. Gene Ontology annotation, molecular function: nucleic acid binding; RNA-DNA hybrid ribonuclease activity.